Acanthosepion pharaonis is the source of this 1062-nucleotide messenger RNA. The record is from the annotation of a GenBank genome assembly. NCBI's taxonomy places the organism in Eukaryota, Metazoa, Mollusca, Cephalopoda, Sepiida, Sepiidae.
AUGUCUGAUGAUUAUCUAUCUAUCUAUCUAUGUAUCUAUCUAUCUCAGUCCAUUCCUAUCUAUCUAUCUAUCUAUCUAUCUAUCUAUCCUAGUAUUUACAUAUCUACACUUCUUGCUUUCCUUUUCCUGAUUCUUUUAAUUUCUUUAUUAUUUUCUUGCUCUCUUUCUUUCUUUCUUUCUUUCUUUCUUUUCUAUCGUUCUUGCUUUCUUUCUUGUUUGGAUCUCUUUUUUCUUUCUUGUUUGACUUUUUUGCUUACUUUUCUAUUUUUCCUAUUUUCUUUCUUUUGUAUCGUUCUUUCUCUCUUUCUUUCUUUUUUCAUUUUUUCUUGUUUUGGCUUUCUUGUUUUUCUAUCGUUCUUCUUUCUUUCUUUCUUUCUUUCUUUCUUUCUUGCUUGGCUUUCUUGUUUUUCUAUCGUUCUUCUUUCUUUCUUUCUUUCGUAUUUCUUUCUUUCUUGUUUGGCUUUCUUGUUUUUCUAUCGUUCUUCUUUCUUUCUUUCUUUCUUUCGUAUUUCUUUCUUUCUUUCUUUCUUGUUUGGCUUUCUUGUUUUUCUAUCGUUCUUCUUUAUUUAUUUAUUUUUUUCUUGUUUGGCUUUCUUGUUUUUCUUUCUUUCUUUCUUUCUUUCUUUCUUUCUUUCUUUCUUGUUUGCCUUUCUUGCUUUUGUUUCUUGCUUUUUUCUUUCUUUCUUCUCACUGCUCUUACAUCUUCACCUUACCUUCAUUUUCCACUCAAAUCUUCCACUUCCUACACCCCCUUCCCCCUUUUCUCCCCGCCCUCCAAUCCCAACAAUUCCGAGUCGAUUUCCUCCCAAAUUAUCAAAACUCUCUUUAGUACGUACGCCCGUCACGCCAACAAUGCGUUUUCACGUCUUCCUCCCAGACUCGCUAUUUAUGCUCGCGUCGGGGGCAAUUAACAUUUGCAUACGAGACUUACUUCUUGUUCUCCCGAGACUUCCGAUCUCUCUCUCUCUCUUUCUCUCUCUCUCUCUCUCUCUCUCCCUCUCUCUCUCUCUCUUUCACUCUGUGGAUGUGUACGAAUUAACGAGUAACGUGACUAUUUCUUAA